Molecule: messenger RNA, 3341 nt
Organism: Brassica oleracea var. oleracea
Lineage: Eukaryota; Viridiplantae; Streptophyta; Magnoliopsida; Brassicales; Brassicaceae
Product: DNA-binding protein SMUBP-2
Exons: 7
Coding region: 245-3130 (961 amino acids)
Molecular function (GO): 5'-3' DNA helicase activity
Source: RefSeq, a predicted model, not a curated record
UAAAAAAGAAAAUAAAAAUAAACUCAGAGAGCCUCAAGUUUCAGCUUGCGGCUAAGAUUUAAAGUCAUCAUCAACAAUUUGAGAGAGAUUCGUCUCUUUAAUAUCUGAAACCCUUCCCUCUAUAUAACUCCACACGAAGAUUUUCUAAUCUCUGCCUGAAAAUGUCGAUACACUUUGCUUUCUAUCUUUAAUUUUUCUUUUCUUGCGUGUUUUUUUCUCGGGAAAGGGUCUCCGGGAAAAUCUGAUGGACGCAGCUUCAAGUUUUCUGUGCAGAAGCAUUCGGAUUCCCUCGACGGCGUUCACCUUCACUCGGCCGCCGGUGAAUUACGUCUGUCUCGUCUCCGAUAAGAGAGACGGCGUUCGCGUUUUCCCGACGCGGAAGGUCUUUUGCAGCGGCGGUUCUAGUGCGACGAAGAGGAAGCCUCGAAGGAAAAGUAAUGUUUCCGAUAAACUUAGGCCUAGGAGAGUGGAGAAGAGGAAGGAUACUGAAUCUGUGAGUGUUAGUAGUGAAACUGUUGUGGAGCAACCGAAGGAGAAGAGCAAAGAGUUGAGUCUCCGCGCUUUGAAUCAAAACGGUGAUCCCUUGGGGCGGAGAGAUCUAGGGAGGAACGUCGUGAAGUGGAUUAGCCAAGCCAUGAAGGCGAUGGCCUCUGACUUCGCAAACGCGGAGGUUCAGGGUGAGUUCUCGGAGCUAAGGCAGAACGUUGGUUCCGGUUUGACGUUUGUGAUUCAAGCUCAGCCCUAUCUCAACGCCAUUCCUAUGCCACUCGGCCUUGAGGUCAUCUGUAUGAAGGCUUGCACCCAUUAUCCUACCUUGUUCGAUCAUUUCCAGAGGGAGUUGCGUGAUGUUCUUCAAGACCUUGAGAGCAAGAACGUCAUGGAGAAUUGGAAGGAGACUCAGUCUUGGAAGCUGCUCAAGGAGAUAGCUAAUUCAGCUCACCAUAGAGAGGUUGCUCGCAAAGCUCAUCAACCAAAGCCAGUUGCUGGAGUUUUUGGGAUGGACUCAGAGAAGGUGAAGGCUAUACAAGCAAGGAUUGACGAGUUCACCAGCCGCAUGUCGCAGUUACUUCAAGUGGAACGAGAUACGGAACUGGAGGUUACACAGGAGGAACUAGAUGUUAUCCCUACUCCAGAUGAGAGCUCUGAUUCCUCCAAACCGAUCGAGUUCUUGGUUAGGCACGGUGAAGCUCCCCAGGAACUUUGUGACACAAUUUGCAACUUGUAUGCAGUUAGUACCUCCACAGGUCUCGGAGGUAUGCACUUGGUGUUGUUUAAGGUUGGGGGCAACCAUCGUCUACCUCCUACAACACUUUCCCCUGGUGACAUGGUUUGCAUAAGAAUUUGUGACAGUAAGGGUGCUGGAGCAACUUCUUGUACGCAGGGGUUUGUUCACAACCUUGGAGAUGAUGGGUGCAGCAUUGGCGUUGCUCUAGAAUCUCGUCAUGGAGAUCCUACUUUCUCCAAGCUCUUUGGAAAGAGUGUCAGAAUUGAUCGUAUUCAUGGGUUGGCCGAUGCUCUCACUUAUGAGCGUAACUGUGAAGCCCUAAUGCUUCUGCAGAAGAAUGGGCUGCAGAAGAAAAAUCCAUCAAUUUCUGUAGUGGCGACAUUAUUUGGGGACGGGGAAGAUAUCACAUGGCUGGAGCAGAAUGAUUAUGUAGACUGGAGUGAAGCGGAGUUGAGUGAUGAGCCAGUGGGAAAGUUAUUCGACGAUUCCCAACGGAGAGCCAUAGCGCUGGGAGUAAACAAAAAGAGACCUGUUAUGAUAGUUCAAGGACCUCCUGGUACUGGAAAGACUGGAAUGCUCAAGGAGGUCAUCACCCUAGCUGUUCAGCAGGGAGAAAGAGUACUUGUAACAGCACCUACUAAUGCAGCUGUUGAUAACAUGGUCGAGAAGCUCUCACAUCUUGGGCUAAACAUUGUCCGAGUCGGAAAUCCUGCAAGAAUAUCAUCCGCUGUUGCUUCAAAGUCUUUGGGGGAAAUUGUGAACUCCAAGCUCGCAAGCUUUCGAACAGAACUGGAAAGGAAGAAGUCAGAUUUAAGAAAAGAUCUUCGGCAAUGCCUGAGGGAUGAUUCUCUUGCUGCUGGCAUUCGACAGCUUUUGAAACAGCUUGGAAAGGCGUUGAAGAAGAAGGAAAAAGAAACUGUGAAGGAAAUACUAUCAAAUGCACAGGUUGUUUUCGCCACUAACAUUGGAGCAGCUGAUCCUUUGGUUAGGAGGUUGGAAACAUUUGAUUUGGUUGUUAUAGAUGAAGCUGGUCAGUCUAUCGAGCCUUCAUGCUGGAUUCCAAUAUUGCAAGGGAAACGUUGUAUUCUUGCUGGUGAUCCAUGCCAAUUAGCACCAGUUGUUCUAUCACGUAAAGCUUUGGAAGAUGGGCUUGGUGUAUCCUUACUGGAACGAGCUGCAUCUUUACAUGAUGGGCUGCUUGCGACAAAGUUAACAACUCAGUAUCGUAUGAAUGAUGCAAUAGCUGGCUGGGCGUCAAAGGAGAUGUAUGGUGGAUGGUUGAAAUCUGCUCCAAGUGUGGCCUCUCAUCUGCUUAUCGAUUCUCCCUUUGUGAAGCCUACUUGGAUAACGCAAUGCCCGCUGCUUCUUCUCGACACAAGAAUGCCAUAUGGGAGUUUGUCGAUGGGCUGCGAGGAGCGUCUAGAUCCAGCUGGUACAGGCUCAUUAUACAAUGAAGGAGAAGCAGAUAUUGUGGUUAAUCACGUUAUCUCGUUGAUUUAUGCAGGGGUUAGUCCAAUGGCCAUAGCCGUCCAAUCUCCAUAUGUUGCUCAGGUGCAGCUACUCAGGGAAAGGCUGGAUGAUUUUCCAGUUGCUGAUGGAGUUGAGGUCGCAACCAUUGACAGCUUUCAAGGACGGGAGGCUGAUGCAGUGAUCAUAUCAAUGGUACGGUCCAACAACCUAGGUGCAGUGGGAUUCCUAGGGGAUAGCAGAAGGAUGAACGUAGCCAUAACAAGAGCCCGGAAGCACGUGGCGGUGGUAUGUGAUAGCUCAACAAUCUGCCACAACACGUUCCUUGCAAGGCUGUUGCGUCACAUACGCUAUUUCGGAAGAGUGAAACAUGUGGACCCAGGUAGCUUGGGUGGUUCAGGACUAGGCUUGGACCCGAUGUUGCCUUACCUUGGCUAAACUCCGCCAAACAUACAAAGUACUACCAACAACAAGAAAACCAAAAACUUCUUUUCUCUCUCUUUCUAUCUUGGUGUAAUAUGUUUCCAUGGCGAGUUGUUCCUUGUACAGGAAAAUAUUUGUUUUCAGUUGUCGUUACCACAGAAAGUAAUCUGUAUAUGAAAAGACUGAAAUAUUCGUUUUGUCGUCAACAUUAGUAUGAAUUUUGGCC